Xiphophorus hellerii (green swordtail) is the source of this 819-nucleotide messenger RNA. Its product is annotated as tripartite motif-containing protein 29-like. The record is from RefSeq and is a predicted model, not a curated record. Gene Ontology annotation, molecular function: zinc ion binding. NCBI's taxonomy places the organism in Eukaryota, Metazoa, Chordata, Actinopteri, Cyprinodontiformes, Poeciliidae. The transcript has 3 exons. The annotation marks the transcript as partial.
AUGAAAGGAGAGGAUCACAAGCGAAUCCACAGCUGCCCUCAGUGCAGGAAAACCUUCAUACCAAGGCCUGUCCUGCAGAAGAACACCAUGCUAGCAGCUUUAGUGGAACGGCUGAAGAACGUGGAACUCCAAGCUGCUCCUGCUGAUCACUGCUAUGCUGGACAUGAAGACGUGGCCUGUGAUUUCUGCACUGGAAGAAAACUGAAAGCCACCAAGUCCUGUUUAAUCUGUUUGGCCUCUUACUGUGAGAAACACCUUCAGCCUCAUUAUGAUUCAGAGACAUUUAAGAAACACAAGCUGGUGGAGCCGUCCAAGAACCUCCAGGAGAAAAUCUGCUCUCAGCAUGAUGAGGUGAUGAAGUUGUUCUGCCGCACUGAUCAGAACAAUCAACACCAAAUCUGUCUCAUUUGUUUACUGGAUGAACAUAAAGACCAUGAAACAGUGUCAGUGGCAGCAGAAAGGACUGAGAGGCAGAGAGAGCUGGAGGAGAGACGAGGAAACAUCCAGCAGAGAAUCCAGGACAGAGAGAAAGAUGUGAAGCUGCUUCAACAGGAGGUGGAGGCCAUCAAUCACUCUGCUGAUAAAACAGUGGAGGACAGUGAGAAGAUCUUCACCCAGCUGAUCCGUCUCCUCCAGAAAAGAAGCUCUGAGGUGAAGCAGCAGAUCAGAUCCCAGCAGGAAACUGAAGUGAGUCGAGUCAAAGAUGUUCAGGAGAAGCUGGAGCAGGAGAUCACUGAGCUGAAGAGGAAAGACGCUGAGCUGGAGCAGCUCUCACACACAGAGGAUCACAACCAGUUUCUCCUCAACUACCCCUCACUG